Gloeophyllum trabeum ATCC 11539 is the source of this 1343-nucleotide messenger RNA. Its product is annotated as glutathione S-transferase. Gene Ontology annotation, molecular function: glutathione transferase activity. NCBI's taxonomy places the organism in Eukaryota, Fungi, Basidiomycota, Agaricomycetes, Gloeophyllales, Gloeophyllaceae. Gene Ontology annotation, biological process: glutathione metabolic process. The coding region runs from base 30 to 845 and encodes 271 amino acids. The transcript has 4 exons. The record is from RefSeq and is a predicted model, not a curated record.
UCCACACCCGCGCACUCCUUCCAUCGCCCAUGUCGACCUACACGUUGCACUACUGGCCCGAGAUCCCCGGGCGCGGCGAGUACGUCCGCCUCGCGUUCGAGGCCGCCGGCGAGCCCUACACCGACGACACCGACGUCGGCGCGCUCACCAAGCUCGUCAUGUCCGCGAGCGUCGCCGGGCACCCGCCGCACUUUGCCCCGCCCGUCCUCGAGCUCGCGUCCCCGGCGUCCAGCGCGAAGCGGGCGAAGACGCGCGAGGGGCAGAGCGCGCCCGAGGGCAGCACGCAGUCCGUGUUCAUCAGUCAGACCCCCGCGAUACUCGCGUACCUCGCGCCGAAGCUCGGGCUUGCGGGCGAUGUCGAGGGCGACUCCGAGGAAGAGAGGGAGUUGAGGAGGGCCAGGGUUAACCAGCUCGUCUUGACGGCGCUGGACUUGUCGAACGAGACGCACGAUGUGCACCACCCUAUCGCCUCAAGUCUCUACUACGAGGAUCAGAAAGAGGAAGCCAAGAGGCGCGCGGAGGACUUCCGCAAGAAUCGUAUUCCGAAGUUCUUCCAGUACUUCGAGGAAGUCCUCACCUCGAACCCCGCCAAGUCGCACAGGCUCGUCGGGUCCACCACGACCACCGCCGACCUGGUGCUCUUCCAGGUAGUCGACGGCCUGCAGUACGCGUUCCCGAGACUCCUCGCCUCCUUCGAAAAGGCAGGGAAGUACCCCGCCCUCUUCGAGGCGACGAAGUCUGUUGCGUCGGAGGAGAAAUUGAAGGCGUACCUCGCGAGCAGCCGGCGCAGGAAGUACGGGAUGGGGUUGUACAGGCACUACGAGGAGCUGGACGGCGAUGCUUGAAGGUAAAAGUGAAAUUGACUUGAAAGUGUGCUUGUAAGAGCUGUGAUUUAACAACGUAUUGUUGCCAACCCCUGGCGAGACGCAGAGCGCCUUCGAGAGCAUCGGUAAUAAGAUCAACCUCCAAAGUAUCAGAAACUGCCGUGCCAGUGCACCCGGAGAGAAGGGCUACAGUCCGUGCCCUCCCUGCUCAGCCGUGUCCCAGGGUAGUGAAUGGCAGGCAGCAUCGUACAGCGUCAGCAGCCGGGGAGGACGCUUGCAGCGCACUGAAUUGAGGCUGCGCAGGGAUAGCAGCGGUGUGGUAUCGAUGAAAUGAGUGAAUCGAAUAGAGACACUGGCAGGGCAAAAGCCUUGUCGAACAUCAGCACGGGCAGUGGCAGCGCCUAUCUCUACCCGCGGCGGGUCUGCCAAAUAUGGAAGAGGAGAGUGUCUCUAGUCCCCAGGAUCGGGGUCCUUACAGAGGCAGAGCGUCGCCAACGUGCAGUACAUGUCUCGACAUUG